CUUUAUAAAGACAAAGACACAAUGAAACUCGCCAUAAGCCUCUAUGCCAUAAAAAUGAAUCAACAAUACAAGGUAAAAAGGUCAUCAUCCAAGGACUACAGCAUAAUAUGUGUUGACAGUAACUGCAAAUGGUACUUCCUAGCAUCAAAACAUGGCAAAACCGACAUGUUUAAGGUCAGAAAACUCAAUGACACUCAUACAUGCUCCCUAGAAAUCAUUUAUGAAGACCAUCCUCAAGCAACAAGUGACAUAAUUGCUGAUUGCAUCAAACGAAGGAUCAUAAACCCCAAAAGAAACUACAAACCAAAUGACAUUGUUGAAGACAUAGCAGAAGAUUACAGUAUCUCCAUCUCCUACCACAAAGCAUGGAGAGCAAAAGAAAAAGCUACUUUCGACGUUAAAGGAAGCCCAUAUGAUUCAUACAAUGAAAUCCCUGGCUUCCUAUACAUGAUUCAAAAAUGCAACCCAGGUACACAAAUAAACUUAUAAUAAAACAAUUAGUAACAAAACAGUACCUGUUUCAUAAAUUAACUAUAUCAUAAUGUGUAAUAUUUGUAGGAACAAUAACAGAUCUUGUACAAGAUGAUGAGGGGAGAUUCAAAUACUGUUUCUUUGCAUUAGCAUCUUCUAUCAAAGGCUGGAAUCACUGCACACCAAUAAUAGUUGUGGAUGCAACUUUUUUGAAGAAUGCAUAUGGAGGUACUCUUAUAGUUGCUAAUGCACAAGAUGCUGACAGACAUAUAUUUCCACUAGCUUUUGCAAUAGUCGAUUCAGAAAAUGAUGCGUCAUGGCAAUACUUCAUGGAUAAACUCAAACAAACAUAUGGGAACGGGAAGAGCAAUGCAUAAUUUCAGAUAGACAUGAAAGUAUCGCCAAAUCAGUGAAAAUGGUAUUUCCCAACUUGAUGCAUGGGGUAUGUUGCUUCCAUCUAUUCCAAAAUAUAAAAUCAAGAUUUAGAAAAGGAGGAGAUGAGCUGAGAGAUGCAUUCUAUUGUGCAGCAAAAGCAUAUAAUCUUGCUGAUUUUGAAGGAUUCAUGAAAGAAAUAGACAUCAUAGACAACCGAAUUCGUCCUUACUUGACAAAUGAAGUUGGCCUCAAUAAAUGGACAAGGGUUUAUAGCACAAACAAGCGUUACUCAACAAUGACCUCAAAUAUAUCCGAAUCCGUGAAUUCAGCCUUGAAAGAAGUAAGAGAGUUACCCAUUGGCACACUACUAGAAUGUCUACGCUGCUUGGUUCAAAGAUGGACUUGGACAAACAAAAAUAGAGCUCUUGCUACACUCACAACACUAGCAAAAGGACCAGAAAAGGAACUCAAAGACAAAUUAGAUCGCAGUAAAAAAUUGCAGGUUGAAACAUCAAACCAUGCCAUAUAUACAGUCAAUGAGUUAAAAAGUUCGUACAUAGUAGACAUUCAAAAAAAGACAUGCACAUGUCAAAGAUUCCAAUAUGACGAAAUGCCAUGUUCUCAUGCAAUGGCAGUAAUAUCAAAAAGACACUUCAAAUGCUACAAUUUCUGCUCUUAUUUCUACACAAAACAAGCCUUCCUUGCAACAUACGAAGAAACUGUGUUUCCAAUAGGUGACCGAGACUCAUGGGAGUUACCUGAUCAUAUUAGACAAAUUGAAGUACUGCCACCAAAGCACAAAAGACCAGCAGGAAGGCCAAGAAAACAACGGUAUAAGACCGCAAUGGAGAAAGCAACACAGAAUCAAUGCACACAAUGCUUGAAAAGAGGACACAACCGAAGGACUUGCAAGAAUGAACCAUUGGAACCAUCCGCAAAGAGAAAAAGAUACUAAAUAGACAUUGAAUUCCUACAACUACUAAAUAAACAUGAACAAUACGUUCCAAUUACUAUCUGCAACCAAAUUUCUUAUUUUUUCAUGUAUGUUCUGUUUGAAUAAUUCAACAUCAAAUAAAGAUUUCCACAUGGAAAAUUUGAAGAUACAAUCAUAAAUCUCAUAUAAGAAACAGUUACUAAUGUGUACCUUAAUUAUAAUUAAUCUCAUAAAAAUACAGUCACUCUUCCUAUGCCAUACCCAACUGCUAAUUAUAACUCCUGUAAAAAAAAUAAAAAAUAAAUAAAUAAUAGAAUCACCUUUUUAUAAAUAAUUCAAUAAUAUCAAUCUUUAAAAAAAAAAAACCAACAUACAUACAACAAAACAUUAUAAACUUCAACAAAAAUAUCACACU
Messenger RNA from Cannabis sativa, 2195 nucleotides. RefSeq lists its product as uncharacterized. The record is from RefSeq and is a predicted model, not a curated record. The transcript is spliced from 2 exons. The coding region runs from base 887 to 1801 and encodes 304 amino acids. Gene Ontology annotation, molecular function: zinc ion binding. NCBI's taxonomy places the organism in Eukaryota, Viridiplantae, Streptophyta, Magnoliopsida, Rosales, Cannabaceae.